Molecule: messenger RNA, 4156 nt
Organism: Carassius gibelio (silver crucian carp)
Lineage: Eukaryota; Metazoa; Chordata; Actinopteri; Cypriniformes; Cyprinidae
Product: mitogen-activated protein kinase kinase kinase 14-like
Exons: 15
Coding region: 565-3801 (1078 amino acids)
Biological process (GO): protein phosphorylation; positive regulation of canonical NF-kappaB signal transduction
Molecular function (GO): ATP binding; protein kinase activity
Source: RefSeq, a predicted model, not a curated record
UUUUUUUUUUUUUUAACAAUUGGAGAAAAAAAUAUCCCGUAAGGAUAUUAAAUGGUAAACACAGAAUACAAAUGAGAAAAUAUCCUAAAAGAUGGAAAAGUUUGCUCUGUGUUUGUCUUUUAAGAAAGCAUGUAAAUGCAUUGGACCAAUCACAGGCUGACACAGAUAUUCCAGAUGGCUGCUGCUUGAUGGAAUCAUGUUUCACUGCUCGCCUUCUGCAAGUGUUUGAGUCUCACUCAGACCGGCUGUGAAACCGUUACCAUUCAGCUGAAGCCACACAAGAGCUGAAAAUAUCUUCUCGAGGAAGAAAACAAGAUUCCUUUGGAGAAAGUUUGCAGAUUUCCGGAAGCCUGUCCUGGCUGUUUCUUGUGUUGAGAGGACUGAGGAAUGGCCAUAUAGAGCAAGUCUGACUCCAGCAGGCUUACUGAGGUGUCCACACUGGCUUAUCUGGACGAAGGGACAUCAACGUCAGACAGAGAGUUUGGAGAGGAGCCCGAUCUCCAGCAGAAAGCUCUGGAGGAACCUCAGGCAGUGGGUGCAGAAGACACUGGAAUAUCAGACGUCAUGUCCAGGGAUGAGGAAUAUCAAAUGCAUGGCUUUACAAGUUUAGAAGACAGCAACAUCCAGUCAUGCAUCAGAAACAGGUCAGGUGUGUCAGUCACUUCAAGCGAGAGAGAGAAAAAAUCUACAGCGUGCUGCCUCAGAAAACGUCACAGGAAACACAGAACAGAGAUUAAAGACACGAGGAAAACGAGGGGGACGUGUAGAAAAGACAGAGCAAGAACAAGAAGAAAUGCUCCAUUACUUUCUGACCAGAAGACCAGCGGCUCCUCAAGAUGCUCCAAACCUAGCUCUAAAGAUCAAGACAAGUUCUCCUCUACACCAGAGCGAGUAUCCCGACCUCAGCAGGUCACUUCAGACCUGUGGGAUUGUCCUCAAGAUGUUUCCCAUCUACGCCUUCAAAAGCUGGAGGUCGACUUCCCUUCGACCUUUGAGUCUCGCAGUUUGAUAUCAGCCGGUGUGGAACCAAACUCUGACUCUGAGUUUGCAUAUAUCUAUGCCGAGAGCAUCAAAGGAUGCGACUCGACUUGUUGCACGACUCCAGGAGACUGCAAUACCCACAAUCCUCUUGUCAAGACUGAUACAAGCACUGAAAGAGACCCUGAAUCGGUUCGGAACAGCUUUGAGGAAGAAUCUGAAGACUCAGAUUGUGAUUUAUACAUGUUUGCUUGCAGUAUAGCAGCUACUGCAGGUUCCAGGUUGAACGCUGACUGCUUUGGGUCUUCACUAGAUGAUUUUGACUCGACUUGUAUUUAUACAGACAGGGAAAGGAGACCCGGCAGUAGAGAAACUGAGCAGGGUUACAGCCCAGCCGAGGCGGAGUGGAGCUGUGAGAGUUCAUGUUACACCGCCGACUGUGACUCUUACUGUACCACAGACAGACAGACCAGCAGCUCGGAUUCAGACGGCUGCUGUUUAGAGGCUCUCGGUCACAUAAAAUGUCCUGAAGUGUUUUUGCCAGGAUUUGAAGGUUGCUUUGACUGCGGUGAUGUGGCUGAAGACGUCUGCAGAGAUCCUGAGACUUUUUGCUCCAGACGGGAAACAGGUGAACUGUGCGGCGUUGUGACUCAAACGGACCGAAGGCAUUUCUCUGAAAUUUUCUGUGAGGUGAUUAAAGAAGUGACGCAGGAGAAAGACACAGAGAAAAUGAAUGUAAACGAGGGGUUUCUGUUCCAUCCUAAGCAGUUCCUCCAGGUGAAGAACUCUGAAUAUCGAGAGGGUCGUGAAUAUUCAUUUCUCCGUCACAUUCAAAAUGGCUCAUAUGGAGAUGUGUUCAGUAUUCGGGACAAACAAACAGGAUUUACAUGUGCCGCCAAAAAGAUUCCCCUUUGUAGUUUUAGGUGGGAGGAAGUGGAAACAUGGAGCAGGAUGGAGUCUCCUCGAGUCCUCCAGCUGUAUGGGGCCGUGAGAGAGGGGCUCAAUGUGAUUCUCUUCAUGGACCUGAAAACAGGUUCUUUAGCUCAGUUGCUGAGAGUGAAGGGUCGUCUGUCUGAAGAGCUGGCUCUGUGUUAUCAUUCUCAGGUCCUGCAGGCUCUCCAGCACCUGCACAGCAGACGCGUCGUACACCUGGAUGUCAAAGUUGACAACGUGUUGCUGUCUGAGGAUGGCAGAGAGUGUUUUCUGUGUGAUUUUGGACUCUCUGAGACACUCAAUCAGGGUGGAUACAGCACCAAAACCUUCAGAGGGAACAUUCUGCGUGGCACAGAGUCUCAUAUGCCUCCGGAGGUGGCGAGGGGGGAUCCUCGCUCUGCUAAAGCUGACAUCUGGAGCAGCUGCUGUAUGUUACUGCACAUGCUCAACGGACACCAGCCCUGGACGCGAUACUACCCUCAUCCACUCUAUCUGAAGAUUGUGAGUGAGCCACCUCCAUUAUGGGAGAUUCCACCUGACUGUGACCCGCUGACCUGUGAUGUCAUCAAAGGGGGACUGGUCAAGGAGCCGAGAGAGAGACAUUCGGCAUCAGAACUGCUGCAAAAGACUGUGAAAGCCCUCAGAAAAGUCUGUGGGCUCUCUGGUUCUGAGGAACCAUCUAAACAAUAUUCAGCAUCUGUACCCGAGGACUGUCCGGAUGUGAACUUGCAUGAGACCCCUGUCCCAUCCACCGUGGAAACUCCAGCGAAAACACGUCCUCCUAGCUUCCCAGAAGACCUCUCAGCACCCACAAUUCACUGGGUGAGCACAUGGAGACAGACGGCACCAAACGAGGAUGAUUCUGACUCCACGACAGAGGAGAGCGAGUGGGAUGAAGAUGCAGAAAACAACAAACUAAAAAGAGACAAGAUGAGCAGCUGGAUGGACAGAUACUGGGGUGAGGAGGAAAAUAAUGAGAAACAAAUCUGUUCAGAAGAUGACAGCGAGCUGGAAUCUGAUGAGAACUCAUCGCAGAUCAAUGAAAAUGUCAACGCAACAGAUCAAACAGAUGCUGAGGAAAGCAAAACCGAUUAUUACACUGACAAAAGAGUUGUGUUUGGGGGAUGCGGUGAGUUUGACAGAAGUCUUUUAGAGGAGUCAGAGAGCUGGGAUGGAGAGAUCCGAAGCAUCGUGGAUGAUGAAAAGGUGGAGAGUGAUCUGGAGAGUCUUCGAGAGCUUGGCAGCGACGGGGCUCAGGAGUGGGAACCGUUUCUACAGCUCCAGACACGUUAUCUCCCGAAAGAAGCUCAACUGAAGAGCGAAGACAGCUAUUCGGAGUCUGAAGAAGAGUCGGUCAUGCUGAGGAAGAGUGAACAAAAAGGCACAAGUUUACCUGAUUCUCAUGGACCGCAGCCUUUCACUUGCACCAUCCGCUGUGACUCUGAACAAGACCUUAGCGAAGAGGACUCUGAUGAUUUAAGCUCGGGGGUAUUUUCCUCAUGUAGCACCGCAGAUGGCCAUAGCUUCAACGUGGAUUGGUCAGUGUCAACUGACCAGACGCCAUCUUGCUUCUUUGAAGGUCUUGGAGUGGAUAUAUGGGUGGAAGAUGUAAGCGGAGAGAGUUUAAAGAUCAGAGAGAGACCAAAGGUGAAAAUCGGACACGUUGCUGUGGGAAUCAGUGAACAGUUAUCUCUGAGGACAUUCAGUUUGGCUACAUUAGACGGGCGGCUGGUGUCUCCGGAUACAGAAGUGUGCGAGUCGGGAAUGUGGUUGCAGUGCGUUCCUGCUCCUGAUGGCAGUCUCACCUGGGAAUGGAGGGUCAGAGAUGGAAAACUAGAGCUGCGGGAAUUUGAUGAACAUCCAGAUACCUGCUCAACAGUGGCACUCUAGCAAAAGUGACCAUUACAAACAAACAGUUUUAUACAUCUCAUUCCAUUAAUAUCUUCUUUUGUCACUUCAUGUAUUUGCAUUUUCAAAAUCGUCUCAGCUGACUAAGCUUAAUCCUAAUGUGUCAAAUUGUACAAUUAUUGUAUGAUGUACAUUGUAAAUUUGUUGUGUUAAUAGUUUUGUUAGGAAGACAACACUUAAUUUCAGUGUUAUACAUACAUGCUUUUAAAUAAAAUAUAUAAAUAUAUUUUGUGCAUGAAAACAAACGCUAUUUUAAUGCUAUGCAAUGUAAGCUAAGGCGUGUACACUGUACAGUGACUACAAUAAAUCGGAAGUCCUUACUUCCUUAUUUCCCAAA